AUGAAUUCAGAGUUGAUGUCUGGUGUAGAAACAGAAGGACUAGAUUGUGAUCCAGAAAAUGAUGAUUCUCUCAGUCCAAUCGAUCAGACUGGACCAGUUAGGCUUGAUGCAAUGCCCCAUUCAUCACAGUUACAAGUUUCUAAGAGCAAAGAACCAGACUUGGCGAAUGAUUUCAGUCUAAAUGGAUUCUCUCCUGGAGCCCCAUUCUCCCCCACAACUAUGGAAGCAGUUGCAACACCAGCAGCAGACGACAGCUUCAUGACGCUUUUCAAUAAUGCAUCCAACAAUCACUCCACCAAUAAUAUCGACGCUGACAUCUUGCUCCCGGACGACUAUAGCUACUACUAUAGUGCAAAACAGCUGCAAUUACCAACCUUCUCGCCUGUCCUGCCUCCGACCCCAAUAGCAACUACAUCGACAGGAACAUCACCAUCAUCAGAUGUGGUUAUUUCAGGCCACUUUACCAAAAAUAGCAUCAAGACAGGGAUUCACCAAGCCUACGCCGCAAUGAUCAUUGACAUGAUUUAUGCAUAUCCUCGAAUGAUGACACGCCGCGAAACCCUUCCACCAUUCAUGCAUGCAUGUUCUCCAGUCCUUAACAGUAGGAAUGACCAGAGCAAACUACCUGUGCAUCUGACCAAUUGCAUGGGCAUUGCGCAGCUGUUUGUAGUACGUAGUGACGAUACACACUCAUUCAUUUGGACAACGAUUCGAGCUGAGAUGAGAGGGUUUCGAAAUCGCCUGUACACGUUCAAUAUAUACGACGCCUUGAGUGCUCUGCAAGCAUCUCUUUUGUAUUUGAUUAUACGUGUAGUAGAAGAUAAACCACAAGAGGCUGAAGAAGAUUAUGAAUUGUUAUUGAUUUACCAGGAAGUGUGCACCCGCGCCGUAGAACUCGCCAACAGCUCUUGUGGUCAAGCAGAAAACAAAAUCCAGGAUGUGAAUUGGAAGGAUUGGAUUUAUAUGGAGUCCACAAGACGGGUAGCGUGUGUCUGGUUCAUACUAGGCCGCAUCUUCCACAUCCGAACCGGCAACUUCUGCUUCGUAUCCGAACACUUUCGGGAGCUUUUCCUGCCCUGCACAAAAGCUGAAUGGGAAGCAAAAACAGAAGUACAAUGGAGAAAGGAGCAUAAUGCCGCGGCUAGCGCUAAAGGUGCAAAUGGUUUGCACCGUUUAGGUGAUCUGAUAGAUGCAAAUCCCCGCACACCAGGUACUCGCAUGUCUGACAAACUGGAUGUAUGGAAUGCCGGAAUCGAUCACUUGGGGAUGACGCUCAAUUUGACUGCGAGUAUGCUUUAA
This is a messenger RNA of Lachnellula hyalina, 1299 nucleotides long. RefSeq lists its product as uncharacterized. Gene Ontology annotation, molecular function: DNA binding; zinc ion binding. Bases 1 to 1299 code for a protein of 432 amino acids. Gene Ontology annotation, biological process: DNA-templated transcription. Lineage: Eukaryota; Fungi; Ascomycota; Leotiomycetes; Helotiales; Lachnaceae. The transcript is spliced from 3 exons. The record is from RefSeq and is a predicted model, not a curated record.